Molecule: messenger RNA, 2931 nt
Organism: Benincasa hispida (wax gourd)
Lineage: Eukaryota; Viridiplantae; Streptophyta; Magnoliopsida; Cucurbitales; Cucurbitaceae
Product: RmlC-like cupins superfamily protein
Source: RefSeq, a predicted model, not a curated record
AUUUUUUCUAUCGGUACAAAUUUUUCGUCUCUAAAAUACACAUAACUAUUUUCAUGAUUUUUUAAAAUAUUUCUCCAUUUUUAGUUUUGUAUUUAUUCUAUAUUAUUUGUUCACUUUUCUUAACUUUUGUGAUUCCAAUAUCUACUCUAAAUAACAUACUUAUUCAUGUAAAAAAAAUAAAUCUAUUUUUUUCUAAAUAUAAAAACUUUAGGAUAAUUACAAUUGACAGUAUUUUUAGAGAUAAUAAUCAGGUAUAUAACAUCAUUUUAAAAAAAAUAAAAAAAAUAUAGCAAAGUAUAUCAACAACAACCUAUAAUAGCUAAUAGACUUUAACCAACCAGAUCUAUCACUAAUAAAUUCUUAUCAACGUAGCAGCCUAUCUCGAUAGAUUAUCUAAAUUUUGUCAUAUUUGUAAUUUUUUUACAUUAUGUUUAUUAAUAUUUAAGUCUGAUUGCUAUAUUUAUAACUGUCCCUAAACUUUAUACACAUUCAAAGAUUUAGAGAUUAAAAAGAAAUAAUACGAAAGGUUUUUUUUCCACGGACGAUCAAUAUGAAGGUAAAACUAAAAUAUCAAGAGAAAGAAGAACUAAGAUAAUAAAUUGUUAUAUAUUCGAUCCUAUAACGAAAACCAUAAUUCUAUUUUCCAUCUUAUUUAAAAAAAUAAUUGUCAUAUCUAAAAAUAUUUGUUUUAAUCGUAAAUUUUAUCUGGAUGAUAUCCCUAUUCUUAUACUAAAGAAAAGUAUGAAUUUUUUUCUUUGGGAACUACAAUGGAUUAGUGUAAUGCUAAAAAAAUGAAUGUUGCAUCUCUCUUUUUUUUUUUUUUUUUUUUUUGUAUAAAUUUCAGUUUCAACCAUUUAAAUUGACUCAAAACUAACCAAAUCCAUCAGCUCUUAGGUGGAGCCUAUGCCUAAUCACGUGGAAAAUUUUAGCAUUGAAAAAAUUUAUUUGUCGUAGCAACAAAAGAAGAAACACAUAAAUGAAACAAAUGGCACGUGUUCUUAGCUAUUCAAGCGAAAGACUCUGUCAUGGUCUGAAUGUCCCUCAAAAAUCUCAACUGUGUCUAAAUUGAAACUCGCCAGCAAAACGCAGAAACUUGCAUGAACGACACGUGUCUCCCUCGAUCUAAUGAACUACAUCUUCAUAAAGCCUCACCAAACGUCACUCAUUGCCACCAAAAAAGAAAGUAUUACACAAGUACCUCCGGCAAAGAUAGAAAGAAACGGAGAAGCAAAGAUGGGGAAGAAAGACGCCCUUCUGUUGCUGUUGAUUAUUGCUGUUUUGGGAAAGGCAAUUGGGAUUAAGGAAGAAGGAGAAGAAGAAUGGUGGAGAGAGAGAGAGUUUGGAAGGAAAGAAAGGUUUCUAAUGGAGGAUUCGAAGCAAGUGAUAGAGACAGAAGCAGGAGAAAUGAGGGUGAUGAGAAGUCCAGCUUCAAGAAUUCUUGACAGACCCAUGCAUAUCGGCUUCAUCACAAUGGAACCCAAGUCCUUGUUUGUCCCUCAGUAUUUGGACUCCAGCUUGAUUCUCUUCGUCCAUAGAGGGGAUGUGAAAGUGGGAUUGGUUUACAAAGACGAGUUAGCAGAGAGGAGGAUGAAGGCCGGGGAUGUGUUCCGUAUCCCAGCCGGUUCAGUAUUUUACAUGGUGAAUGUAGGGGAAGGACAGAGACUUCAGAUUAUCUGCAGCAUUGAUAAAUCUGAGAGUUUGAGUUACGGUACUUUCCAGUCCUUCUUCGUUGCCGGAGGAACCUAUCCGUCAUCAGUUCUUGCCGGAUUCGACCAGGACACACUGGCUACAGCAUUUAAUGUUUCUUAUACAGAACUGAAGAGGAUUCUAUCGAGACAACGACAGGGUCCAAUCGUCUACGUCUCAGAUACUGAAUCGCCUAGGGUUUGGAGUAAGUUUCUGCAAGUGAAAGAUGAAGCCAGACUGAGUAAAAUAGCGGAUAUCGAUGAAGAUGGCGAAGAAGCAGAGAAGAAUGAGCCAUGGUCGUGGAGGAAGCUCAUGGUUUCGAUUUUUGGAAACGAAAACCGGGACAAAAGUAAAAAAACAACAACAGGAAAAUCCCCCGAUUCGUACAACCUCUACGAUAAAAACCCAGACUUCAGCAACGCCUACGGAUGGAGCGUUGCCCUAGACGAAACCGAGUACCAUCCUCUAGGUCAUUCCGGAAUCGGAGUUUAUCUAGUCAAUCUCACAGCGGGAUCGAUGAUGGCGCCGCACGUGAAUCCAACCGCGGCGGAGUACGGCAUCGUCCUCAGAGGCACAGGUACGAUACAGAUCGUGUAUCCAAACGGAACAUCCGCCAUGAACGCAGAAGUAACCGAAGGAGACGUAUUCUGGAUUCCAAGAUAUUUCCCAUUCUGCCAAAUCGCAUCGAGAACAGGUCCGUUCGAGUUCUUCGGAUUCACAACAUCGUCGCGCAAGAAUCGGCCGCAGUUCUUGGCCGGUGCGAGUUCGAUUUUCCACACUCUGAGAAGCCUGGAGAUGGCGACGGCUUUCGACAUAACAGAGGAGGACCUGGAGCGGUUGCUAGGGGCGCAGUAUGAGGCGAUCAUUCUGCCGUCGGCGGAGAUAGCGCCGCCGCACAAGGAGGAGGAGAAGAGGAGGAGGAAAGAGGAAGAGAGGAGGGAGAGGGAGAGGGAGAGGGAACCGGAAACGGAAAGGAGAGUGGAUGAGGCGAUUAGAAGCUUUGAAAGGAAUAUGGUAAUGGGAUAUGUUUAGUCAAAAGUUGAAACGGCGGGAAAUAAACUGUAAUUUCCAUUACUUUACUUUUUCUUUUUGGGGUUCUUUUGUUCUUUUUUAGGUCUGCUUCGUCUCGGUUUAGGGUUUGUUCAUGUGCUCGCAGAUCUGUGAAUAAAACCCUCAACUUUUUAUUGCAGUUGUUUUUAUUUUUCCUCUUUGUAGUCACGUAUCAGAAUUGUUUAUUCCAAACCU